AUGUGGGGGGCGAGGCGGCCGCCGGCCUCCCCGGCCGGGGCCUCCGGCCCGCUGACCUCCCCGCGGGCCCUGCCCUCCUGGCGCUUCCUCCUGCGGGCCGUCCUGGUGCUGCACUGGCCGCUGAGCUACCUGGUCCUCUUCUGGAUCGUGCUCCCCUUCCUGUUCUGGCUGCUCUUCACUCGUCUGUGGCUCGUGCCCGUGCUCCUCCUCACCUGGACGGCCCUGGACUGGAAGACCCCGGAGCGAGGGGGCCGACGAUCGUCCUGGGUGCGAAAUUGGUUCAUCUGGACCCAGAUGCGAGAUUAUUUCCCCAUCAAGCUGGUGAAGACCCGGGAGCUGUCCCCGGAGCACAACUACGUACUGGGCGUCCACCCGCAUGGCAUCCUGACCUUCGGGGCUUUCUGCUGCCUGUGCACCGAGGCCGCCGGCUUCUCGGCCUCCUUCCCGGGGCUCACCCCGCACCUGGCCACCCUCUCCUGGUUCUUCAAGAUCCCCCUCAUCCACUACCUCAUGGCCAAGGGGGUGUGCGCGGUGAGCCGCACGUCCAUCGACUACCUGCUGUCGCGGAGCGGGCGCGGGCAGAUGGUGGGCAUCGUCGUCGGAGGCGUGAAGGAGGCCCUGCACAGCGUCCCGCACAGCACCGUCCUCCUCCUCACCCAGCACCGAGGCUUCGUCAGCACCGCCCUGCGCCACGGGGCCCACCUGGUGCCCAGCUUCACCUUCGAGACGGAGGUGCUGGAGCAGGUGGUGUUCGCGGAGGGCAGCGCCAUGCACCGCUUCCAGACGACCUUGCGACGCCUGUUCGGCUUCUCUACUUCUGCGCCGUCUACGGCCGAGGCUUCCGCCCGGGCCUCCGUCGGGCUCCUGCCCUACCCCCGGCCCCAUCACCACCCGUCGUGGGGGAGCCCCUGCCCGCUCCCCAAGGUGGAGAACCCCAGCCAGGAGAUGGUGGACCACUACCACGGCCUCUACGUGGCCGCCCUGAAGGAGCUCUUCGACCGGCACAAGGCGCAGUACGGGGUCCUCGGACGCCCAGGAACUCGUGGUCCUCUGACCCCCCUCGUCCUUGACCGCCCCCUCCCCGACACCCACCCGGCCGACGCUGGGGGACCGAGGCCGGGAGGGGGGCAGAGAUCCUCCAAGGGAGGGAGGGUCUCUUUACCCCCCCGAACGAGGGGAAGGGCCCCGGAACCCCAAACUUUCACCCCGGGCCGCCUUCUCCCUUCAUUCCUUGGGGCCGAGGUGGUUUCAAGAGCGUCGUCUUCAUUCUUUCGUUCGUUCAUUCGUCCGUUCGUAUUUAUUGGAGCGCUUACUAUGUGCAGAGCACUAUAUAAGCGCUCGGAAAGUACUGCAUGAUAACCGGACCCUCCGUUAAAGCGACCGCUCUGUGCCAAGCCUGGGGUGGGUCGGAAGUCGUCCUUUGCCUCACGCGGGACCUCACAACAGUGGAGCGUGAU
Ornithorhynchus anatinus (platypus) is the source of this 1457-nucleotide messenger RNA. Its product is annotated as acyl-CoA wax alcohol acyltransferase 1-like. Lineage: Eukaryota; Metazoa; Chordata; Mammalia; Monotremata; Ornithorhynchidae. The record is from RefSeq and is a predicted model, not a curated record. Gene Ontology annotation, molecular function: long-chain-alcohol O-fatty-acyltransferase activity. Gene Ontology annotation, cellular component: endoplasmic reticulum membrane. Gene Ontology annotation, biological process: lipid metabolic process.